AUGAUUGUCUCUAUUCUCGACUAUGGGAGUGGAAAUGUACGCUCUUUAGUCAAUGCCAUUCAACAUCUUGGAUACAAGGUUGAGUGGAUUCGAAGUCCCGAAGAAAUUGCAAACGCUGAGUGCUUGAUUUUCCCUGGCGUGGGUAAUUUCGGCUUUGUGUGCGAUUCUUUAGCAAAGGAAGGAUAUCUUGAAGCAUUGCGCGAUUAUGCACUCUCUGGAAAACCUUUUAUGGCUGUCUGUGUCGGUAUACAAGCUUUGUUUGAAGGUUCAGUAGAAGCACCUGAAUCCAAGGGUCUUGGUAUCUUCCCUGGAUUGGUGCAAAAGUUCCAGAGCAAGAACAAAAGUGUCCCUCACAUUGGAUGGAAUUCCUGUGCUGUUCGUUCCAAUACCGAACAAGAACAUUAUGGCUUAAGGCCUCACGACAAAUUUUACUUUGUCCACUCCUACAUGAUCCCUACUGCCAAUUUACAACUUCCUAGCGAUUUCCAUGUCGCUACCACCCGCUAUGGCGAUGAAACGUUUGUGGGUGCUAUCAUGAAGAAGAACUUUCUUGCUACACAGUUCCACCCAGAGAAGAGUGGUGCUGCUGGUUUACGCUGCAUAGAAGCUUUCUUAUCUGGAAACUAUGAAAAAGCCAUUAGUGGCGUGGAUACUCAAUUGCUAGAAAACUCUAGCGGAGGAUUGACAAAGCGUGUCAUUGCUUGCCUUGACGUCCGUUCAAACGAUUCUGGCGAUCUCGUUGUUACCAAGGGUGACCAAUAUGACGUUCGCGAGAAAGCCGCUGCCGGUGGUGAAGUUCGCAACCUCGGUAAACCAGUUGAACUAUGCCAGCGCUACUUUGAAGAAGGGGCAGAUGAAGUUGUUUUCUUGAAUAUCACCUCUUUCCGCAACUGUCCCUUGGCAGAUGCUCCUAUGCUUCAAGUGCUUGCGAAAGCUGCCCAAACCGUUUUCGUUCCUUUAACUGUCGGUGGUGGGAUUCGUGAAAUCGUCGAUCCUGAUGGUACAGUAUACUCUGCUGUCGAAGUAGCAGGCACUUAUUUCCGUUCAGGUGCUGACAAGGUGUCCAUUGGCAGUGAUGCCGUGUAUGCCGCUGAACAAUAUUAUGCAAAUGCCCAAAAAUUAACUGGAACUACUGCUAUUGAAACCAUUUCUGCGGCGUAUGGUUGCCAGGCUGUUGUUAUUUCCAUUGAUCCCAAACGCCAGUAUGUUAAAAGCCCUGAAGAAACCAAGCAUCAUGCUAUCAAAACUCCUCAUCGCGGCCCGAAUGGGGAAGAAUAUGCUUGGUAUCAGUGUACCGUAAAGGGAGGAAGAGAAUAUCGUGAUAUAGACGUUGUUGAAUUGGCUAGAGCAUGUGAAGCUAUGGGAGCUGGCGAAGUCCUCUUGAACUGCAUGGAUCAAGAUGGUUCCAAUGCUGGAUAUGACAUUGGGUUGGUUCGUCUGGUUAAAGAAUCCGUCAAGAUUCCUGUUAUAGCUUCUAGCGGUGCAGGCGUUUCUGAGCAUUUUGAGCAAGUAUUCAAGGCAACUGAGUGUGAUGCAGCACUUGCUGCUGGCAUCUUCCAUCGCAAGACUUGUAGUAUUGAAAAUGUAAAGGAACACCUUCAAAAAUCAGACGUUCUUGUACGAUUAUAA
Schizosaccharomyces osmophilus is the source of this 1629-nucleotide messenger RNA. It is a transcript of the gene his4, whose product is annotated as imidazoleglycerol-phosphate synthase His4. Gene Ontology annotation, molecular function: imidazoleglycerol-phosphate synthase activity; oxo-acid-lyase activity. Gene Ontology annotation, biological process: L-histidine biosynthetic process. The record is from RefSeq and is a predicted model, not a curated record. The transcript has 2 exons. The coding region runs from base 1 to 1629 and encodes 542 amino acids. Lineage: Eukaryota; Fungi; Ascomycota; Schizosaccharomycetes; Schizosaccharomycetales; Schizosaccharomycetaceae.